CGGCGGGAGGGGGGGAGUGUGAGGUGACCAAGCAGGAGGUGAAGAAGACCAGCUCGUUCAGCAUCAGGAACCUGAUGGGGGAUUCCGACGGCGCGAGUAACAGCGAAGAAUACUAUCCCCAAGAAUACCAACCGCCAAAAUUCAGCAUGGGAGUCGCCGAGCCACCAAAAGACGAUUCUCCCCGAACGACGCCCGAGCUCACCCGAACGCCAGACCUAAGGACAGACCAGUCUCCCCCCACCGCUCCGCCAGGAUCCGCAGACAGUGAUGACGCUGAUGAGUUUGCGCCUAAGAGGAAGCAGAGGAGAUAUAGGACGACGUUCACUAGCUUUCAGUUGGAGGAGUUGGAAAAGGCAUUCUCAAGGACGCAUUACCCUGAUGUGUUUACUAGGGAAGAGCUGGCCAUGAAAAUCGGAUUAACCGAAGCUAGAAUACAAGUAUGGUUCCAAAACCGGCGAGCAAAAUGGCGGAAACAAGAGAAAGUGGGGCCUCAGGCGCAUCCCUACAACCCCUAUUUGGGGGGCGCGGGGGGCGCCCCUCCCCCGUCUGUGGUGGCAUCCAUGCCCAACCCCUUCACACAACUGGGGUUUGGCUUCAGGAAGCCUUUCGACACGAAUGCGCUGGCAUCUUUUAGAUACGGCAGCACACCAAUGCUCGGAGCACAAUACCUCGGCGCCCUCCGACCACCUCUCUUCAGCACCCCCCUCUACACCUCAGCGCCCCCCUUCCACUCCCUCUUAGCCGGCCUCGCGCCCCCCAGAAGAUCGCCCGAGCCCCCACAAGUUUCACCCCCCAUCUCGCCAGGCAGCGAGUCCCCUCCAACGGCUCCAGAAGUAGAAAGAAGGAGCUCGAGCAUAGCGGCUUUAAGGAUGGCCGCGAGGGAACAUGAGAUUAGGUUAGAGAUGCUAAGGCAGCGACAUCAUUCAGAUCUGAUCAGUUGAAACUAACUUUUGACCCAGUGCUAACCCAAUGGUAGAAG
This is a messenger RNA of Leguminivora glycinivorella, 979 nucleotides long. RefSeq names its product homeobox protein aristaless-like. Gene Ontology annotation, molecular function: DNA-binding transcription factor activity, RNA polymerase II-specific; RNA polymerase II transcription regulatory region sequence-specific DNA binding. Gene Ontology annotation, biological process: regulation of transcription by RNA polymerase II. Lineage: Eukaryota; Metazoa; Arthropoda; Insecta; Lepidoptera; Tortricidae. The record is from RefSeq and is a predicted model, not a curated record.